AUGCCAGCUAAGCCUGUCUUGCCUCCUCUCAAGACACCCAAAACAAUGACAUUCCCGUCUGAGCUUCAUGAGAGCCCUCUUACUGCUGGGUCUGAUUAUAUCAAGCGUGAAGAGGGUAGCUCGACGCCAAUCACUCCACCUCAGGCUUAUACCGAGUUUCUCAAAGCUCUCACCCCGGUCUUUACUAGUCCUGUGAGCGCCGGUGUUGAGUUUCCCAAAUUCAAAUUUGAGAAGCGACGCCCUUCCCCGAUAUCUGUACCAUCAAGUGCAACAAGUACAGUUUUCUCUUCCCACGAGAGUCUCUCCGCCCGCGACAGCCCCAGAAUUGCCAGUCUCACCCUCCCCCCACCCUCCCCCGCGCCGAGCCCACGAUCCGCCAGGCUCCCCACAACUCUACGACGUUUACGAAUUCCACACUCAUGCAUGUAUUCACCGGUGACGGAAUCACCGGGAAGCGCACGAACAAUUCGGUCUCCGUUUUCCCCCUCCGAUUGGAAGAUUCGGUACAUCGAGACACCAGAGAGCGCGGGCGGGAAAUCUGUUAGCGUGCGACAAGUUGUGACUAGGACUGUUACAUAUAAGCGGACACAUUUGGAUCCUCCCCCAAGAGGAAAGCGCCGCAAGACAAGUGAAAGCCAAGAUGAUUGA
Penicillium griseofulvum is the source of this 648-nucleotide messenger RNA. RefSeq lists its product as uncharacterized. Bases 1 to 648 code for a protein of 215 amino acids. The record is from RefSeq and is a predicted model, not a curated record. The transcript has a single exon. NCBI's taxonomy places the organism in Eukaryota, Fungi, Ascomycota, Eurotiomycetes, Eurotiales, Aspergillaceae.